This is a messenger RNA of Tremella mesenterica DSM 1558, 1535 nucleotides long. RefSeq lists its product as uncharacterized. Bases 61 to 1266 code for a protein of 401 amino acids. Gene Ontology annotation, molecular function: histone binding; chromatin binding. Gene Ontology annotation, cellular component: nucleus; chromatin. The record is from RefSeq and is a predicted model, not a curated record. Lineage: Eukaryota; Fungi; Basidiomycota; Tremellomycetes; Tremellales; Tremellaceae. Gene Ontology annotation, biological process: nucleosome assembly. The transcript is spliced from 6 exons.
CUCAAUCAUUCACCUUCUCUCUUCACUUCUAAACAUUUGACUUUCAUCCCCCGAGCAAUCAUGUCUCAAUCCCAGAACAUUGCCCCUCGUCUCGAAGCUUCUCUCAAUGUCGCCCCCACACCCCAGAACACACCACUAGACACUGCCGUAUUGGCUAACCGACCCGCCGUGGCAGGUAAGACCACCAUGGAGGAGAUCGGCGAAGGUGAAGGCGAUGAAGGUGUUGAGGAUGAAGAGGCAGGUAUGAACCCUGCUAGCUUUCUUGCUCAGAACCCCGCACUAUUGGCUCUCGCUCAAUCAAAAUUCGAGGCCCUCGUAGGCCGACCAUCGGGUUAUCUUGAAAGUCUCCCUCCGGCAGUAAGACGUCGUAUCGAUGGACUCGUUGGAGUGCAGCAAAAACAUUCCGUCAUUGAAGGAGAAUUUCAAAUGGCCAUUUUGGAUCUUGAAAAGAAGUUCCUCGAGAAAUUCAAACCUCUUUACGAACGCAGAGUAGAGAUUAUCACUGGGAAAGCCGAACCUACUGAUGAGGAAGUCGAAGCUGGCAAAAAGGCCGCGGAGGAGGAUGAGAGCGAAGAAGAGGAAGAAGGGGCCAAAGUUGAAGAGAUCAAAGAAGGCGGAGAGGAAUUGGUCGGUGUGCCAGAGUUUUGGCUCACGGCGCUCAAGAACCAUGCUCCCAUUGCGGAGACCAUUGCGGAUCAAGAUGAGGAGGUACUCAAACACCUCAUCGACAUCCAACUCACUUACCCCGAGGGCAAGCCGCCCGGUUUCCGCCUUCACUUCACCUUCGCUCCUAACGACUUUUUCGAGGAAAAGGAAUUGACAAAGACUUAUUACUACCAAGAACAAGUAGGCUACGGCGGAGACUUCGUUUACGAUAAAGCCAUCGGCCACCCUAUCGCAUGGAAAGAAGGCAAAGAUCUCACCAAAAAGAUUGAAAUCAGGAAACAACGUAACAAAGCUACCGGUCGUACUCGAGUUAUUCGCAAAUCCGUACCUACACAUUCAUUCUUCAACUUCUUCUCUCCUCCUCAACCUCCGAACGAAGAAACUUUGGAAGCUGAUGAUGUGGAUGAUGACGAGAUGGAAGAACUCAAUGCAAAGUUGGAGAUUGAUUAUCAGUUUGGAGAGGAUUUCAAAGAGAAGAUCAUCCCACGUGCUGUGGAUUACUUUACCGGUAAAGCGUUGCAGUAUGAAACGGACUUUGAAGAUGAGGAUGAUUUUGAUCUUGAUGAAGAAAUUGAUCUGGAGGAUGAUGAUGAUGAGUAAACGUUACCUCGGGUCAAGAGUGAGCAGUGGGGGUGAGAGGAGGGAACAUUGGUGGGCGUAGUGGGUCAUCUUAGGGAGCUCAGAGGUAGAUGGUGGGUGGGUGGUGAAUUUAUGUGUGGAGUAUUUGGAUUAGGUUUGAACAUGACGAUUAUUCUACUUGAACCAUUUUUGAGACACCCAAUUGUUCAUAGGAUCCCAUAAUCAUGCUUUGACCGAUCGAUAGAUAGGCUCAUUUGUGAUUGAUGUAUAUCAUCUCCGACGAGUGAUGG